Messenger RNA from Aspergillus novofumigatus IBT 16806, 2224 nucleotides. RefSeq names its product DnaJ and TPR domain protein. The transcript is spliced from 2 exons. The record is from RefSeq and is a predicted model, not a curated record. Gene Ontology annotation, molecular function: protein-folding chaperone binding; misfolded protein binding. Gene Ontology annotation, cellular component: endoplasmic reticulum. NCBI's taxonomy places the organism in Eukaryota, Fungi, Ascomycota, Eurotiomycetes, Eurotiales, Aspergillaceae. Gene Ontology annotation, biological process: protein folding in endoplasmic reticulum. Bases 249 to 1817 code for a protein of 522 amino acids.
CUUGGUCGAAUUGUAUAUAAAGAAUGCCUCACUAUGUAACUCGCCUAGUGACCUCUUUCAAGGUCCUGUUGCUGUGUUGGUAUUCUUCAGGUUUUCCAUAGUUCAAGCCAUCUACCUGACUUAUUCACAGCUCGCACUUUGAAGCAGGUUAAGUGCUGCUGAGGAGCGAAUUCUAUUAUGCGCUGUUUGUUCUGAGACUUGUGUGAUACCAUAGGUCUCAACGAUAUCUUAUGGGUUGAACUGCCAACAUGCUCAUUACUUUGGAGUCCUUCACAGUUUUCCUGGCCUGUUUUUCAGUUGCUUGUGGCCUCCAGUCUGUGGAGAUAGCCCCUGAUACUCCUCUGUCGUCUCUGGUCGCUUCGGCAAAAGCCCAUCUUGCUAGUGGUUCUGCACGCGAUGCUCUGCUCUACUUCGAUGCGGCCGUCUCGCGAGAUCCAAGCAAUUAUCUCACAAUCUUCCAGCGAGGUGCUGCUUAUCUGUCUCUUGGACGAUCUGCGCAGGCAUUAGACGAUUUUGACCGUGUCCUCCAGCUCAAACCGGACUUUGAAAGCGCACUCCUCCAACGAGCUCGCCUCAGGGCCAAAACUGCUGACUGGGACGGUGCGCUGCAUGACUUUGAAAGAGCUGGCAAGAAGCUUUCGGAGGAGUAUAGAGAAACCCAAGAGGCACGCGAUGCCGCCUUCCAGGCAUUCGACGCGGAGAAACAGGGUGCGUGGGACGAUUGUGUAGGUCGAGCAAAUACAGCGAUCCUCAAGGCGAGCACAUCACUUGGUUUACGGCAAACUCGGGCACAUUGUCGCUUCGAGAAGGGUGAAGUGGAAGAAGGUAUCAGCGAUCUUGUUCAUGUCCUGCAAUUCUCUCCGGGCUUGAUCGAGCCUCAUUUGCAAAUAUCGUCAAUGUCAUUCUAUGCCCUAGGCGACAGUGAACGGGGUAUCUCGCAAAUUCGCAAAUGUUUGCAUUCGGAUCCGGAUUCGAAAGCAUGUGCUCAGCUUUACAGAAAAGAGAGGCAGCUAAUGAAGAGGCUGGAGAAACUACAAAAAGCGAUGGAUUCACGAAAAUUCAACAACGCUAUCAACCUGCUUGUAGGUGUAGGGGAUGAGAAGGGUUUGCUUGAUGAGGUCAAGGGCGACUUCGAGAUUGCGAGAGAGGCUGGCCACAUCCAUCCUGCAGCCCCGAGCAAUUUGCACUCAUCCUUAGUUGAACGGACGUGCGAAGCCUACCGUGAGGUUGGUAUGCUCAAACGGGCUGCUCCUUACUGCACCGAAAUUCUCCGGCUGAAACCACAUUCAUUGGCUGCCCUUCUAUUCAAAGGCCAGAUGGCGCUCGACGAGGAGCGUUUCGAGGACGCUAUUCGCACCCUCAACGAAGCCAGAGAACAUCACCCGGGAUCUCAGGACGUCCAGACGCUUAUGCAGAAAGCACAUGUGUUAUUGAAACGCUCCAAGCAUAAGGACUACUACAAAGUUCUGGGCGUCAGUCGUGACUCAGAUGAGCGCACAAUCAAAAGAGCUUAUCGGCAGUUGACAAAGCAGCAUCACCCUGACAAAGCCGUCUCGCAGGGCGUCUCAAAGGAGGAAGCUGAGAAGAAGAUGGCCGCUAUAAACGAGGCAUAUGAAGUUUUGUCGGAUCCCGAACUUAGAGCACGGUAUGACAAUGGCGACGACCCCAACGACCCCGAGUCGCAGAGGGGAAAUCCCUUCCAGGGAAACCCCUUUGGUGCCGCCGGCGGCCAGCAAUUCUUCUUCCAGCAAGGCGCGCCACAUUUCAAGUUCUCGGGUCAAGGAUUCAACUUUCCCCGAGGCUUUCCUUUCCGUUAGCAUAUUUCGUAUACUACUGACCCUACAGCUCAUGGUGCAGUCUACCUUAUUCACACAUCUCUGAACUUUCGCGUUGCCCGAAAAGCACGCUACCACUGCCCCGCCUAUUAGGAUAUCAAUCCCGCCUCCCUUUCCAUUCGGAACUGCAAAGUGUACGUACUCAGUCAGAUAUGAAGUGUGAUACGGCAUUCAAUUCUCCUUGUGAAUCUGCAUUCUGUCCGCUCCACCUCCUAUCCCUCCCGUUUAUUAUCUUUCUUUUUCUCACUUUCAUAACGGGAGUUUUAGAUUAUCACUAGCUAGGUGAAUUAACACAGCAGGAGUGAGGGGGGUUGUUAGGCUGAUCGCUUCGGCGCAUCCGUCAGUGGCACAUAGCUAACCUGGAAAAUCUUCUCCUUGUGAACAGAGCC